Messenger RNA from Anarrhichthys ocellatus (wolf-eel), 3641 nucleotides. Its product is annotated as secretory carrier-associated membrane protein 1-like. Gene Ontology annotation, cellular component: recycling endosome membrane; trans-Golgi network membrane. The record is from RefSeq and is a predicted model, not a curated record. Gene Ontology annotation, biological process: protein transport. NCBI's taxonomy places the organism in Eukaryota, Metazoa, Chordata, Actinopteri, Perciformes, Anarhichadidae. The transcript has 10 exons. The coding region runs from base 180 to 1226 and encodes 348 amino acids.
CAUCCUCUCCUGCCAUUUUUGUGCUACUGGCUAGCUUGCUAAGCAAGGGGUCUCCAUCAGCAGGAGGCGGAGAAGACUGCAGGCAAGCAGAGAGAGGCAGUCAAGUCAAGAGACUGAACCUUCCCUGGUUACUCGGGAAGCUCUUCCACAAAGGAAAACGUUAUUAGAAAGGUUGUACAAUGUCCGACUUUGACAGCAACCCGUUUGCAGACCCGGACUUCAGCAACCCCUUUCAGGAUCCCUCGGUGACGCAGGUGACCCGGUCUGCCCCUCCUGGUGGUCUGGAGGAGUAUAACCCCUUCACAGACGCCAGAACGGAGGCCCCUGGGAAUGCCCCCAAAGCUACUCCUGCCCCGUCACAGCAGAACACACAACCUGCCAUCAUGAAGCCCACAGAAGAGCCACCGGCUUACUCGCAGCAACAGACUCAGCAGCGUAAUGAGGACCAAGCGCGCGUUCAGGCUGAGUUGUUGAGAAGGCAGGAGGAGCUGGAGAAGAAAGCGGCAGAGCUCGAUCGGCGGGAGAGAGAGUUGCAGUCCCACGGGGCCGCGGGAGGGCGUAAGAACAACUGGCCUCCCCUGCCAGAGAAGUUCCCCGCUGGCCCGUGUUUCUACCAUGAUAUAGCGGUGGAUAUUCCUGUAGAGUUCCAAAAGACCGUCAAGAUCAUGUACAACCUUUGGAUGUUUCAUGCAGGCACGCUCUUUGUGAACAUGUUCGGCUGCCUGGCCUGGUUCUGCGUGGAUGCGUCUCGCGGUGUAGAUUUCGGCCUGGCACUGCUGUGGUUCCUGCUGUUUACGCCCUGUUCUUUCGUCUGCUGGUACAGACCGCUUUACGGGGCUUUCAGGAGUGACAGUUCAUUCCGCUUCUUUGUCUUCUUCUUCAUCUAUAUCUGUCAGUUUGGGGUUCACGUUCUACAAUCUAUUGGCAUCACUGGCUGGGGAACGUGCGGGUGGAUCGCAGCCUUAACCGGCCUGAACACCAGCAUCCCGGUGGGGAUCAUCAUGUUACUGAUUUCGGCUCUCUUCACCGCACUGUCGGUGGGCUCGCUCAUUAUGUUUAAAAAGGUGCACGCACUCUAUCGCACCACCGGUGCUAGCUUCGAGAAGGCUCAGCAGGAGUUCGCAACCGGGGUCAUGUCCAACAAGACCGUUCAGACAGCGGCUGCCAACGCUGCAGCUAAUGCUGCGACCAAUGCUGCCCGCGGGGCGUUCAAACCUCAGCCAUAAACUGACGCUACCAUACACAUGCAUACAAAUAUACACACACACACACACACACAAAACACUCAAAAGUUGGGGAUGCACAACUCUGGCCCCCCGCAGGCUCUCAGAUCAAAUUGAUUCUAUUCAUGAACGCUGUCCUGCCAAGUUCGCGCUGCACAGGAUGUGCAAAGAGUCAGAGGCCAGAAAUAACAGAAACGUUAGUCAGAUAAAGUAACCAGAGUUGUCCACCUUCACUUAAAAUCAAGUUCCCCCUCCGACAUUCUUCCUGUCUGCUUCUCAGUCAGAUGUCUGCUCACAUCCCUCGAAACAUCCACCAAGUGACUCGAGGCGUUCCUUGUAGCGUGCGGGAUUUCAUCUCACUCGCUCCUUCACUUCCCCCCCCCGCUCUCAGGCAGAGGAACCAGUUCUAGCAUACCUGCCUGGUUCAUACGGUAUAGAGUUAUGAAAAGUGAUAAUCCGAUCAUGGUGUUUUUGCACAUAGGUAUGUUUUCUUGGUCACAUGCCCAAAGUACAGUGUAAGUUUGCCCUCCAUGCGAAUGUGUACUUCACUUAAAGAGAAUCGAGGCGCUGACUUUUAAAAGAUUUUUUAUCCAGAGCUUGGUCAUUUAAAUCUGAAGCGUAAAUUGUUCCUUGUAUUACAUCUGUGCUUCUAUUCUGAGACAGACACCAUUCCGGUAGUUCCUGUAAGUAGAAAUAUGUCGGUUCGUUCUUAUUUUAGGAACCGCCUGCAGCCCCCCCAGCAGUGCUCCAGUGGCACCUGUCGGUUGAGCAACUGUUCCCACUUUGUGUGCUACUCUGAUUGACAACGCGGGCUGAGCCAGCAUCUCUGUGGUUUGCUACGAUUUGACAGCAUGACAACGACACGCAUGUUUAGCACACUCGAGUUAGUAGCUGGUUUUGGGGGGGGGGGGGGACCCAAAAGAGUUUGAGAAAUAUUCGCAUUUUCCUUUAUGUAUGUAUGACAUUAACAGACUACUAUGUGGCAUCAUCUCAGUUGUUUUUGUAGCCCGUCACUGUUGGUUUGAAACUUAACGCUGCUGUGAAUCUGAGAGCCGCUGGGUCCUAGCUUCCUGUUGAAAAGGGAUGCAUACCAUUCAUUCAUAGGGAGAGAAGCGGCCUGCCUUUUCUCACAGAAGAUGACCUGGACAGUGGUAAAGCUCUGCUUUUUCUAGAGAUUAACCUGCAUACAUGAAAUAGAAAGAAUGUGCAAAUGACAGACUAACCAGUCCAUUUUCACAGACAGACAAAGUCAGCCCAUUUGUUUUUCCUCUCGUCAGUAUGGGAUCACUGGCACCACACGUUUCACAGCCAAAAUGAGCAUCGAGAUAACAGAGGAUUGAACGCGAUGCACAUUCGUUAAUUAUAUAUAAUAAUAACAGUGUUACUCAGAACCAAGUUGUACAGACUACUGUCACUGGGGUGAAAUAUGGAACGUGGGUUACAUUUGUGUCGUGCUCCAGCGCCCCUAGUAGUGGCGGCGAGUGUCUGGAGAUGUGCGUGAUAGAUGACUGACGAUUAGCUGCUGUUAUUACAAAUGUAUGGACUGAACUCUGCAGAGGUUUAAAUACUCCUGCGAGUGUGAAGGUCAGUAAUCCGUCAUGAAGUAAGCCUACAUCUUUGGCAGUAUUGUUUGGAAAUACUUGGGUUUUAAAAUCCAUUGCACAUUUCUUGUUUGACGUCGACCUUUUGGCGCAAAAGACAAACAUGUUUUUAUUUAUGGUGUAAUUUAACGUUGUUUGCAUUUCAAAUUAGUUUGCUUUGAUUUGACAUUAUGCGUUAUGUUUUGUGUGGUUUUAUAAUGACGUGAUCAUAGCAUCAGCUAGAUUGAUAAGUGAUCCAUGACUUUGCGACUUGACCCUGCAAGAGGUGCACGUGUAUGGAUGAGGAUGUGGUAUGAAAUUCCCCCCAAAAAAUCUCCCUCAAGUGUUAUUCUGUCCUGAAAAGCUGUGAGAAAUCUACCAAAUGUCCAUAUAGAUUUUUUUUUUUGAUUUUUUUUUUAAUCUUAGUUUGUGAUGUGCUCCCUUGCCAUGUUUUACUUUAAGAUUAGUUUACUUUGCUCCAAACACCCACACGACUCCCAUGUAUCCAUAGUUUUGAACAGCUGUUAAAUGAAGCCAUGCCACCGUGGGUAAUUACUUGAUGUAUUUGGCCGAGCUGGUCCGCAGUACGGAACGAUGGAUUGGAAGUUUGCCGACACAAAACAGUGUUUUUUGACCUGUGACCACGUUGUUUCACUGAAUCAGAGGAGAAACUCCUUCAAAACACUUGUAUAUUUUGUAAAGUUGAAAAUUUGAUCCCCAUUAUCAGUCACAUGUAAAAAGGAAAACGUAACGCACUCUUGUCUGGCCUUCGUUGCAUGUGAAAUAGUUUGAGUUUUGUAUAUUUAUGGUAUUAACAUGAAAUAAAAUUUGAAAGAAA